AUGGACAAGAUCCUCCGCCGGGUUGCCAUGGCCGAGCGCCAGGUGACAAAACGAAUCAAGCGCAAGACCCAGCGCCGGUACCAGCAAGAGAAGAAGGAGCGGAUGAGGGAGAUCAAGAGGCACAGAGAAGAAGUCGGCGAGGACAUGCGACAGGCCAUCAUCCGCCGCAACGAGGACCUCAAGUUGGGCCCCAUCGCCCCCAACCGUGACACUGGCAAGCUCAACGAAUUCGGCAACCCAUACGGCGCCAUCUCGGUCGACAGAGCUCUCCUCCACUCCCAGCUCACCCCCGCCCAAAAGGAAGCCCGCUGCGCUUGGGCCGGCGGCUCCAAGAACCUCUGCCUUGCCCCCGGAGACCGUGUAGUCAUCCUCGAGGGCCCCUACAAGGGCAAGAUCGUCCCCAUCAAGACCAUCCGAACCAACACCAUGGUCCUCGAGAUGGAGGACGAGCUCAAGACCAACGUCAAAAUCCCCGAAUACCUCCGCGAACCCGGCUCCUCCCCAGUAGAACCAAUCGCCAUGGCCGUCCCCAUCUCGGCCGUCCGCCUCGUCUACCCCCUCCCCCACCCCGACUCCGGCCACGUCCGCGACGUCAUCGUCCGCGAGCUCAAACCCGUCAACAUCUCCUACGACCGUCCCACCCGCCGCACCCUCUUCUCCCGCCUCGUCCCCGGCCUCAACGUCACCAUCCCCUGGCCCGCCGUUCCCCCCGUCAAGCACAUCGACCACCCAAUCGACACCCUCCGCAUCGACGUCGAGGAACGCACCUACAUCCCCACCCUCCUGCGUCCCCCAAUGCCAGAGGUGGUCAUUGACGAGCUCCGCAACCGCUACAGCAAGUUCCGCACGAGGCACACGGAGGAGUACAUCGCCAAGAUUCAGGCCCAGGAGGACGAGAAGAAGGCCAGGAGGAAGAGCGUCGACACGAUGCUGCAGCCGGUGCAGGAGUACAACAGGAAGCUGAGGGAACUGAGACGGGAGAGGGGCCAGCCGGUGCUGACGGAUGAGAUGUUGGAAAAGAUUGGCAGGGUUAUUGCCAAGAAUCAGGCGCUGAGGAAGAGCGGUGGGUUGGUGAGCGCGCAGUUGGAGCAGAGGAAGAAGCAGGACGAGGAGUUGAGGAAGGCGGUGGAGAGUUUAUCGAUAGAGGGCGGCGAGGGGGCCGCGCCGGUGGACCAACCAAAGGUGUAG
Messenger RNA from Podospora anserina S mat+, 1188 nucleotides. RefSeq lists its product as uncharacterized. NCBI's taxonomy places the organism in Eukaryota, Fungi, Ascomycota, Sordariomycetes, Sordariales, Podosporaceae. The coding region runs from base 1 to 1188 and encodes 395 amino acids. The record is from RefSeq and is a predicted model, not a curated record. The transcript has 2 exons.